Messenger RNA from Cadophora gregata, 1329 nucleotides. RefSeq lists its product as uncharacterized. NCBI's taxonomy places the organism in Eukaryota, Fungi, Ascomycota, Leotiomycetes, Helotiales, Ploettnerulaceae. Bases 70 to 1062 code for a protein of 330 amino acids. The transcript has 2 exons. Gene Ontology annotation, molecular function: hydrolase activity. The record is from RefSeq and is a predicted model, not a curated record.
AUCUUGCUGCCGAAUGCUUGCAUAGCCAACACCGGUAAUUGCCCACCUUGGGGGACCUACCCCUCCAGCAUGUCCCAAUCAACAGUCCGACCUCCAAAGCCUGCGCAGUGGCCCUGGUCUCGACGCAGAAGCGCUUUCGACCCGCCGACCAUCCUCGAUAACUUCCUCGACUCGCCUCUACGAUAUCUUGUAUCUACAAUCUAUGCCAUCCUCCUGAGCCUUCGCGGCGCCUCGUUCAAACCCCGCAAAGACAAGCCUAGAGUGAAGGUUGUCUGCAUCUCGGAUACUCAUACCAAUACUCAAGAUAUCCCGAAUGGAGAUGUGUUGAUACAUGCUGGAGACUUGACAAAUGCGGGUACGGUCAAAGAAAUACAAGCACAGUUGGACUGGCUGGCUGGCUUGCCUCACAGGGAGAAGAUAUUGAUUGCGGGAAACCAUGAUAGUUAUUUUGAUCCCAAAUCAAGAAGGGACGAGGACAAAGGGAAGAAGCUGAACUUUGGGUCUCUUCAUUACCUUGAGAAUAAGGCCAUUACUUUGAAGUUCAAAGGUGGACGAAAGCUCAACUUCUAUGGAGCUCCAGAUAUUCCUAAAUGCGGUGGUAGUGAUAUGGCAUUCCAAUAUGAUCGUUCAUCGGAUCCUUGGGAUAAUCGGAUUCCUAUAGAAACAGACGUUCUAAUUACCCACACCCCUCCACGCUAUCAUCUCGACCUCAACCUCGGAUGUGCCGGCUUGCUCAAGGAGAUCUGGCGUGUCAAACCACGGCUUCACGUCUUUGGACAUGUACACUCGGGACAUGGCCGAGAAGCCGUUUUCUGGGACGAGGGACAAGCUGCAUACGAGAGGCUGAUGGAUAGGAAGAAGGGCGGAAUACUUAUAGAUGUAUUGCCGAGCCCUGCUUGGUGGGAUGCUUUGAUGGUUGUUUAUUAUGGGUUCAAGGGUAUUCUUUGGCAAAGGCUAAUGGUUGGACCAAAAGGCGGGAAUGGUGGCUUGAUGAUUAAUGCUGCUCUUGUAUACCAGAGUACGGUCGAUUUGGGAAACAGCCCUGAAGUUGUAGAGUUAUAAUUUGCUUGCAGAGAAUGAUUGACAGCUUUUCACAAAGUCACAAGAAGAUUCAAGAGCAAAGCUGGUCAAACAUCCAUUGAUUUCUGAUUCUAAGGGAGCUGGUAGCGGCAAGGACCAAGUUUCUCCUGGUACAUGAUGUAUCUAUUUAACCCCGGGACUUCCUGAUUCAUUCGGAGGUACAAAAAGUGGAAGAAAUAAAAUUUACAAUGGCACAGUAACUUGUCACUUGUUGGUAGGAUCUCUCGUCAAAGGAUCGUUCACUUCCAG